GUUAUAGGCGUUGUCAUGGUAACGGAAAGCGCAACGAAUACUUGCUCUUUGCAGCUAGCUGCUUGCGUGGUGAUAUAUCAGUCUGUAACUGAGAAUAAACACAGGAAAAAUGUCUGACAUUGGGUCUGAGGACUUGGAAGAUGAGCAAACAUUUCAUGGAGAGUAUGAAGGUGAGCGGAAUGAAGCAGGAGAGAGGCAUGGUGCUGGGAGAGCUGUGCUGCCCAAUGGAGAUACCUACCAGGGAAUGUAUGAACACGGGAACAGAUCUGGACAGGGAACCUACAGAUUUAAGAAUGGGGCUCAAUACGUCGGGGAGUUUUACAUGAACCUGAAACAUGGACAAGGUGUUUUCUAUUACCCUGAUGGUUCCAAGUAUGAUGGCUCAUGGGUGGAAGACCAGCGUCAGGGUCAUGGGAUUUACACAUAUCCUAAUAGAGACAGCUAUGAUGGGGAGUGGCUGCAGCAUCAAAGACAUGGGCAAGGUGUUUACACCUACCAUGAAACAGGUUCUAAGUAUGCUGGCAUGUGGGUUAUGGGUAAGAUGGAGUCAGUUGGAGAGUUAAUCCAUCUAAACCACAAAUACCAAGGCAACUUUCGCAAUAAUAAACCCUCAGGUCCAGGGAAGUAUGUGUUUGACACUGCAUGUGAGCAGCAUGGGGAGUAUCUGCGGGUAGAUCAGCCAGUACUAAAUGAGAGGACCAUUAAGGAUGAGAAGACUAUGACGUUGCAUUCCCCCAACCCUGCUCAGGGGGAGCACUUUAUUUCCAUUGCAGUCUUUGGAGAAGAGGAUAAAGAAGAUGCAGAAGAGGAAGCACAUGUCACUACCACUGUUCUGAAAUGGAAACCCAAAGCUUUGACAUGCUUAUCAGCUUGUGUCUCUGAUCCACCGUGUCUAAAAGAUAAUAUCUCUUCCGUUUAACUUUAGGCUUCUUCUUGGUCCUGUAGGCCAGUGCUUGUCUGAGGAGGGAAAGGCUCAGACGCCCCUGGAAGAGCAGGACAUGAGGCAGAGCCCAGCACCAGAAACCAGUUAAUCAUUUAAGCUGCUUUGAGUCAAUGUCUAUUGUAAAAAGCACUAUACAAAUAAAAUUGAAUUGAAUUGAAUUGAA
Messenger RNA from Ictalurus furcatus (blue catfish), 1106 nucleotides. It is a transcript of the gene rsph1, whose product is annotated as radial spoke head component 1. Bases 110 to 919 code for a protein of 269 amino acids. The transcript is spliced from 9 exons. The record is from RefSeq and is a predicted model, not a curated record. NCBI's taxonomy places the organism in Eukaryota, Metazoa, Chordata, Actinopteri, Siluriformes, Ictaluridae. Gene Ontology annotation, biological process: spermatid development; axoneme assembly. Gene Ontology annotation, cellular component: motile cilium; nucleus.